Messenger RNA from Gasterosteus aculeatus aculeatus (three-spined stickleback), 4018 nucleotides. RefSeq names its product potassium large conductance calcium-activated channel, subfamily M, beta member 2a (gene kcnmb2a). NCBI's taxonomy places the organism in Eukaryota, Metazoa, Chordata, Actinopteri, Perciformes, Gasterosteidae. Gene Ontology annotation, molecular function: potassium channel regulator activity; calcium-activated potassium channel activity. Gene Ontology annotation, biological process: potassium ion transport; detection of calcium ion. The record is from RefSeq and is a predicted model, not a curated record. Gene Ontology annotation, cellular component: membrane; voltage-gated potassium channel complex.
UCUCACUGAUUGUGAGUAUUAUCACCACUAUUUCAUGUCAGCUUACAUGGAUCACACUCAGACGCUGUACUUUGUAUGUGCAAAGACAAGAGGUGAUUACAGGCUUUGUAAAUACCAAUUGAGACCGUCUGCUGGAAAUUGAUCACAACCAGAGGUGAACCUGCAACUGGGAAUAGAAUGGAUUGAUUAGGAAAAUAUUUCAUCGCAUACAAUCAAUUUUUUCCAAGUGCAUUGAUGAUUCUUAACUAGAUAAUAUUGGUAGAAUAACGCUGUUUUUCACUUCUGUGUUUGUGCGACAACUUAACAGCAAACAGUUGCAAAAUACUAUUAACUGUGAACUGAUGACUGGUUUUCAUACAUUAUGCAGAAUGAUAUAAACUACAUGUUCAUUACGCUUGAGACGUGUCAUUUGUAAAGCCUUUGCACUGUUCACACCAUCUGCACCUCGGUUAAGUGUUUACUGCUCCGCUUUGCCUCGGUGGGGUGCUGUGCAGUGCAGCAUGAAGUCACCACACACUAUAGGGUGACUGACGUGACAGCAAUAAUCACUGGAGGGACAAGGCAAAAAAUACCUCCUGAGACAUUCUUUGUCAAAGGGCGUGUUGACAGCAGGUCGGGCUUUGAAUUCUGCUGCGCUGUUCAGCACGCAAGGUGAAAGUAAACACCUUCCGUACUGACUUAUUUACACAGGCUUAGUUUCUACAUCAUGAACACACCUUUAUUUCACAUAUUAUGUACGACUAGAUUUUCUCUGAUUGACAGAGACCCCAAAUAACCCUUUAAUCCGUAGUUGUUUAGCGUCUUUUGUGUGUGCCCUUUACACAUAUCUGUCUUUAACGGCUGCAGCAAAAUUCUUCAAUGCAGCUGUUGGUUUAAAAUCUACUGCUGAACUUUAGUAGUAAAAAAGACGCUGUCUGCUCACAGGCCCUCUGACCCAUACAGUGAUACGUCCACGUGUAAGAUAACACCGGCUCUGUUGACGUGUGGUCCACCGCUUGCCAUUUUGGUCUACCACUCAUUCAGUCAGGUUCAUCAGUCACAACAUGGGAGAGAGGCCGCUGGAAGAAACAUGAACCGAGGACACAUCCAUAAAGAUUAUACAGUGAGGUUGACUGAUCCCAUUUCCCUCCGGCUCUGGAUGUGUAGUCCAUUAAACUGAUAAUCGGAAAAUGUGAACGAUAAGUUCCUGCUGGGGAAAGCAGUUUCACACUGGUGCAUUUAUUUGGAAACAACAGACUGCCUCCAGUGCUUCAUGUGGUGACAAUGCAGACUCAGUAGCUAUUAAAAAAAACAUGAUAGGACGAAAAAUGCAUUUAAAAUAUUGUAAUUUUUCUCCUUUUUUUUUUUACGACAAACGCUAUCUGAAAUUUCUCUCAGAUUUAGCCAGAAGUUUUAGCCAUUUCAAUUCAAUGAUUUCUUGAAAACUUUAAGUAUUUCCUAAGUUGAAUAUCAUUUCUACCAUUUGAUUGAUUGUUGAUUUUGGAAACUGAGAAAAAAAUGAUUGAAUAUAGAAACUUCAGAAGAUAAGAAGUUUUGAAUGUCUAACUAAUGUCAAUCUAGCCUGCCUGUCCCACAAACCAGAAAGGACUGUUUAUUCCUUAUAUUAUUAAUCAGACAAUCAACUGCCACUGUAAGACCCGCUGACACGAGGCACGGCUACAAAUCCACCGCUUUCAAAGCCCUUUUAAAAAUCGGCUCAUGGAGUAUGAAGCAAUUUUUCCGAAAAGGGUGUGUGUCCAUGUUUAGCUGUAACCAAUACAGACAUGUGUGGAACUUGAGGGACUCCAGUGGCAAUGGUCAGCGUGCUGCAAGGAGAGAAAUUGAAAAGUUGUAAGACGGAUGUACAUGGGGGGGUACACGAGCAAAAUCCUGUGAAAUAUUUCUAAAACAUUUGUGGUUUCCUUCAGAUUCCCUUCGUCACACGGGAGUUGUCUCUCAGCAACAUUUCCCCUAAGCAGCUGGAAAGGCAAUACAAUGAGGAAAUUACUCAUCUAUGAGGAAUUCCUUGGCUUGUUUUCUAACUACUCUGCAGCUUAUACUCUGACAAGGUUGUUAUCGCCCACAAAAUGAAAACAACAUUCUUAUUGUACUCACUUGUUUGAGGGCUGAAUGGAGGCAUGCAAGGUGUCCUUGUUGUCCCAAGAGAGGACCCAAUGACUUUGUGUUGACAGAAGAAGUGUGCAGGACACAACAGGUAGGUUUUUCAUGAGCACCUCAUUAGGAAUGAACGCCUUUCAUCUGCUGCUAUCUGUCAUCUUGUUUUCCCUUUGUAGAGUUCCUUUGUGCUGAGAAAGUGAUGUUUACCCAGUGGAGACCACUGUAUCAGAGGUGCUUCCUGUCCCAACACUGCAUGCUACUCAGACAAACUGCUCAUUGCAGAGUUACCAAGGGAGGCAUAUGCUUCAUAGUGCUAUUGUACAAAACUGGACAUAUAUUUGCAAAAGUAGUGGGUUUGACCGCAACAAUGCACCAAAGGUACUGUAUGUUUUCUUUUGUCUGACCUAUUUGGUUUGUAACUGGGGACUUGGGACUUCUGUUGUGUUUACCAUCCUCGUGGUUUGUGGUUUGUGUUUGCGGGACGCUAAACAUGGGAAAAAACUGGCCAUGAUUCACAGGUCCUUUCAGCAAUCCUUCCGUUCCAGCUCAGCAAGCAAAGGAGGACGUGGACCAUCAGGAAAGAUGUUUUUCGUGGCCCGGAACAGAAAUGUAGCAGGUCAAGGAAAUGAAAGGAGGUCAAUUUAUCAGAAAUUUCGUGACGUAGAUUUAUUGGACAAGAAGAAGACAGUGACUGCUCUAAAGCCCGGUGAAGAUCGAGCCAUAUUUCUGGGACUCGGGAUGAUCCUCUCUUCAGUCAUGAUGUACUUUGUCCUGGGGAUCACAAUAUUACGCUCUUAUGCAGAAAGUGUGUGGACAGAGGAGGGCGUUUGCGUUGUUCUCAACUCCACGGUCACAGCAGACAUGAACUGUUCCUACAACUGUGGGUCGGAAUGCUGGAGAGCCUCCAAAUACCCCUGUCUGCAGGUCUACGUGAGCGUCAAUAACACGGGCCGCGUCCGCCGCUUAUCUCACAACGAGGAGUCCCAGGACACCAGCUCCGAAUGCGUCUACGUGCCCAGGUGCCAGAAGGACAGGGUGGCCAUGCAUGUCAUAGUCAUGAACAUCUCCGAGCACCUGAAGGUGAACCAGCAGGUCCCCUGUUACUACGACCCCAGCGAGCAGCAGGAGGCCGUUCUCCUGACGAGGCUGUACGACCAUCGCGUUGUCUUCCACUCGCUGCUCUGGCCCUCCUGCAUGCUCACAGGAGGGGCCCUCGUUAUCGUGAUGGUCAAGCUCACGCAGUACCUCUCCAGACUGUGCGAAGAGAUAGGGAAGAUCAAGAGGUGAAAUACGUGCAGUCACCGUCAAAGCAUUUGCUGGUUUGGUGAUGGACAUGUGAGAUGAAAGGAAUUGUAUCUACUAAACACCCUUUCUGUGACCUAUUGCAAACAUUCCUCUUCUUCUGAGGCAUCGGGAAGAGCUGACUCUGUCUCCAGAUCCAGGAUGUGUCUGUUUAUCAAAUUGAACUAAAUGUUCCAAGGGGGGGAACUUUUAGAAAUGCAACAAAAAGACUUUUGUACAAGGAAGUCUAUGACUGGAUAUGCCUGGUGUCAACGCAUUGUAAAAUGUUUUAUGGAUAUUUUCUAUGCUCUAUCUCAGAUAUGGUAAGUUAUGAGCAUGUGGUUUAAUAUUGACAAUGCCAACUUAAUUUGACGGAAAAAAAUUCUGUACGCAUUAUUAAUGUUGAGGAACAACUUUAACAACUAUCUCAAACAUUUCUUAAAUUCAUUUGUUAUCUCCUCAACUUGAUCAUAUGUGUUUAUCUUAUGAAGUGUUUUUUUGUUUGCUGUGACUUUUUAAAAACUGUAACCAUACCAACAAUUCAAAAUGUAAAGUGAUUGAGACAUUAUUGCACGAUGUCAACUUCGGCACCGGUUUACCAAAUAAAGCUUACGGCCCAGAAAUAAAUUCUGAUCUCAAA